AUGUGUGGGAUUCUGGCCGUCCUCGGCGUCUCCGAGAACUCUCAGGCGAAAAGGUCCAGGAUUAUUGAGCUGUCCAGAAGGUUGCGCCACAGAGGGCCUGAUUGGAGUGGGCUUCACAAUCAUCAGAAUUGUUAUCUUGCUCAUCAACGUUUAGCUAUUAUAGAUCCUACUUCGGGGGAUCAACCACUCUAUAAUGAAGAGAAAACAGUUUUUGUCACGGUUAAUGGGGAAAUAUAUAACCAUAAAGACCUCAGGGAGAAGCUGAAGUCUCAUGUGUUUAGAACAGGAAGUGACUGUGAAGUCAUUGCUCAUCUGUAUGAAGAAUAUGGAGAAGAGUUUGUGAAUAUGUUGGAUGGAAUGUUCUCUUUUGUGCUGCUUGACACCCGUGAUAAUAGUUUCAUUGCUGCUCGUGAUGCCAUUGGUAUUACUCCUCUUUACAUCGGCUGGGGUCUUGAUGGAUCUACUUGGUUUGCUUCGGAAAUGAAAGCUUUAAGUGAUGACUGUGAGCGAUUCAUGACUUUUCUACCUGGUCACAUCUAUUCAAGCAAAAGUGGAGGGCUCAGAAGAUGGUACAACCCACCAUGGUAUGCGGAGCAGAUACCUUCGGCUCCUUAUGAGCCCCUUGUACUGCGAGCGGCCUUUGAGAAGGCUGUUAUCAAGAGACUUAUGGCAGAUGUACCUUUUGGGGUACUUCUAUCAGGCGGUCUUGACUCAUCCCUUGUUGCUUCUGUGGCCUCUCGAUAUUUGGCUGAUUCUCCAGCUGCACAGUGGGGUACACAGUUGCAUACCUUUUGCAUUGGCUUAAAGGGUUCUCCAGAUUUGAGAGCUGCAAGAGAAGUGGCAGACUACCUUGGUACUCGUCACCAUGAGUUCCAUUUCACAGUGCAAGAAGGAAUUGAUGCUUUGGAGGAGGUGAUCUAUCAUAUUGAGACAUAUGACGUGACUACCAUCAGGGCCAGCACACCUAUGUUCCUUAUGUCUCGAAAAAUCAAAUCACUGGGAGUUAAAAUGGUUUUAUCUGGUGAAGGCUCCGAUGAAAUCUUUGGUGGUUAUCUGUAUUUUCACAAGGCGCCCAACAAGGAGGAGUUUCAUGAAGAAACAUGUCGAAAGAUCAAAGCGCUUCAUCUGUAUGACUGUUUGAGAGCUAAUAAAGCAACUUCCGCGUGGGGUCUUGAAGCUCGUGUUCCGUUUUUGGACAAGGAAUUUAUCGAUGUUGCGAUGGGUAUUGAUCCGGAAUGGAAAAUGAUAAGACCUGAUCUUGGACGAAUUGAGAAGUGGAUUCUGCGCAACGCGUUUGAUGAUGAGGAGAAACCUUAUUUGCCAAAGCACAUAUUAUACAGACAGAAAGAACAGUUUAGCGAUGGAGUUGGAUACAGUUGGAUUGAUGGCUUGAAAGAUCACGCUAACCAACAGGUUACGGAUGCAAUGUUAGCGAAUGCAAAUUUUGUUUAUCCCGAGAAUACCCCUACAACGAAAGAGGCAUACUACUAUCGAACCGUCUUUGAGAGAUUUUUCCCUAAGAAUGCGGCGAGAUCGACAGUUCCAGGGGGUCCUAGUGUAGCGUGCAGUACCGCAAAGGCUGUAGAAUGGGACGCUUCGUGGUCUAAGAAUCUCGACCCGUCUGGUCGAGCAGCGCUCGGAGUUCACGUUGCUGCGUAUGAUGAGGCAAAGAUGGCCGGUGAGUGUCUGGCCGCAAAUGGCUCUCCCAAAGAGUAG
Molecule: messenger RNA, 1716 nt
Organism: Striga hermonthica
Lineage: Eukaryota; Viridiplantae; Streptophyta; Magnoliopsida; Lamiales; Orobanchaceae
Source: the annotation of a GenBank genome assembly